AUGAAUUCAGCAAGUUUCCAGCUUUCGAAAACUGUAAGAUUUCGGACCACAGUUAUUUUAAUAUUUUUUCAAGCAUCUUUGGCUGUGGGCCAAAGUUGUACUAUGCAGACAUUGAACCAUGCAGACAUUGAACCGAAAAUCCAGGCUAGGCUGUGGGUAGUGCACAUAGACGUUAAAAAUAUCCUAUACUGUUUUUUGUGUGCAAGGUUAGCAUUAAAAAGGAGUUUGAAGGUUGUAAUAGAUUCAGAGGUUUCUGGAUUAACCCAAACUACAAUAAAAAUGAUAUCCCACCGUUGCAAAACUUAUGCUAGAUUGAUAUUUUUGAGAUUUCGGACCAGAGUUAUUUUAAUAUUUUUUCAAGCACGUUUGGCCCACAGCCAAAGUUGUACUAUGCAGACAUUGAACCAUGCAGACAUUGAACCGAAAAUCCAGGCUAGGCUGUGGGUAGUGCACAUAGACGUUAAAAAUAUCCUAUACUGUUUUUUGUGUGCAAGGUUAGCAUUAAAAAGGAGUUUGAAGGUUGUAAUAGAUUCAGAGGUUUCUGGAUUAACCCAAACUACAAUAAAAAUGAUAUCCCACCGUUGCAAAACUUAUGCUAGAUUGAUAUUUUUGAGAUUUCGGACCAGAGUUAUUUUAAUAUUUUUUCAAGCACGUUUGGCCCACAGCCAAAGUUGUACUAUGCAGACAUUGAACCAUGCAGACAUUGAACCGAAAAUCCAGGCUAGGCUGUGGGUAGUGCACAUAGACGUUAAAAAUAUCCUAUACUGUUUUUUGUGUGCAAGGUUAGCAUUAAAAAGGAGUUUGAAGGUUGUAAUAGAUUCAGAGGUUUCUGGAUUAACCCAAACUACAAUAAAAAUGAUAUCCCACCGUUGCAAAACUUAUGCUAGAUUGAUAUUUUUGAGAUUUCGGACCAGAGUUAUUUUAAUAUUUUUUCAAGCACGUUUGGCCCACAGCCAAAGGAGGUAUUUAGUUCGUUACGUGUUCAGUUCAUCACUUGCUGAUUCUGUUUUCAGUUUACGUGAUGUUUAA
Molecule: messenger RNA, 1029 nt
Organism: Mucor mucedo
Lineage: Eukaryota; Fungi; Mucoromycota; Mucoromycetes; Mucorales; Mucoraceae
Exons: 9
Coding region: 1-1029 (342 amino acids)
Source: RefSeq, a predicted model, not a curated record